Mizuhopecten yessoensis (Yesso scallop) is the source of this 8566-nucleotide messenger RNA. Its product is annotated as serine/arginine repetitive matrix protein 2-like. Gene Ontology annotation, molecular function: protein binding. The coding region runs from base 179 to 5224 and encodes 1681 amino acids. NCBI's taxonomy places the organism in Eukaryota, Metazoa, Mollusca, Bivalvia, Pectinida, Pectinidae. The transcript is spliced from 23 exons. The record is from RefSeq and is a predicted model, not a curated record.
GACGAGGUUGUUGAAUAAAGUGUUGUUUUGGUUGCUCCUGUUACGUACAUAUUUAAAUAAAGUACAUAAUUCUACAAUGAUGGCUGACUGAAACAACAGAUACCGGGAAGGACAUAACAAACUAGGAGGCUGUCCAUUCUUUUUACAAGUGUUGGCUGACUUGGAAUAAAACAGCAACAUGAGCCACGUUCACGAAGGCCCGUUGGCCACCUACAACAGUCUGACAGACAGAAACUUGGCAGGGUACUUCUCCAAUAUCCGCAUGCGGCGCCACCUACGGAAGUCUGGACUGAUAAGUGGACGAGGAAGAAUCGUCUCCGAGAAUCAGUAUAGGCUCAACAUGGCACGCAAGGAACACAAAAGACAUGUCAAGGACCUUCUGUCACAAGCCAUCGUACACAAGACUCUUGACCUUGAGCGCACACGACAGGUUGAGAUCAAACGCAAGCUGGAGGAGAUUGGCAAGAUUGAACUGGUUCGCAGAGUGAGAGCCGCCAAUAAGAAAUCUGAAAGUGCUGACCUUUUACCUCUCUUGACCCCAAAAAUGAGAAAGAGGCCGACACCAUCUGUCGUAGAAGAGGUGGUUAAUGAAUUUCAGAACGCACUUACUUGUCCACCGAAGCAUGUGGUGAUAUAUGUGGAUGAGAAUGGACGACCUUUAACCCCAACCUCAGAAAUGGGAGAGGAAAGCCACUCCCCUUCCCGUUCAAAGGGACGACAGGAAGAAAUAGAUACCAGACACUUGUAUGCGCUUGACUCCAAUUCUCUUAAGAAGUAUGCCCUGACAUUAUCUAAGAUAGAACAAGGGGAGGGAUUAAUGUCUCCCUACGGUAUGAACCAAAUACCAACCCCUCCCCGCAGUGCACGCAGUGGCAAGGGAAAUAACUCUGCCCGGGCCCGUGGUUCAAGGCCAAGGACAGCUGAUGCCAGGAUGUCAUCACAGAGGGACACACCAGAAAAACGAUCUCCGACCAUGAGAAACACAGAUGAAGAAUCACGCCCAUCAUCACAAUUAUCUGUAGUGGAAGGGGCAUUGAUGCUUCAUCGCCAGGAACCAGCAGUGAUGCAUCAAGGGGAAGUACAGACACUAUGUGAGAUCACAAUGAAAUACCACGGACCAAACCUUACUCUGCCACGGGACCAGUAUGAACCCAAACAGGAAGUCGCCAUCGACCAGCAGCAUUGUGGGGGAAAUACACUGACUGUUUUCAAAGAGAGGCUAAAGGCAGGAGACAAGUUUACGUUUAUAUCCCGACGUCACCGUGGUUUCCCAUUCAGUCUGUCGGUAUACGUUGAUGGCCGUAUGGACUUCCGGAUCAGCCGCUGCUGUGAAUACAAACACUUCAAGGGAGUCCGACUCGGAGGCAAGCUUGGACACUUCAGUCUACUGGGUGUAGAGGGAGCCACUCCCUGUUACAGGUGUGCUCUGAACACCCAGGCCACGCCCAGAAGUCUCAAACGCCCCGUCCCCGUCAAACAGAAGAACAACAAAGCCGAGGAGAUCAGGGAGGAAAUCAUCGUACCGAAACCAAUACAGAAACGAAAGGAUGAGAAAACUGAAGAAUCGGAAGGAUACGAUGAUGACUUUGAAGAGGAUGAGGAUGACAAGAAAAAAACUAAUGGAAAGUAUGAGGAAGACCGUUUUGAGUCCUCAUCAUCAUCAUCUUCAUCUGAAGAUGAAGCUCCACCUGCAAAGACGAAAUCAACAACGAUCACAGGAUAUGAAGAUGAAGUAGAAGAUGAGCCCCCUGUCAGAAAAUCUAAAUCCAAAACGGGCCUGGAUCACACACGAAAGAUUGAGGCAUUUUCGUCUGAUAAUGAAGAUGAAGAUGAAAACACCAGUGCAACUGAGACAUUUGUCAUCACAACCAGCACAGCUGAUAAACCCUCGGCUGGAACUGAUGCCAACGUCUUCAUCGUUCUUAUCGGGACAAAUAACAAAUCCACCGGAAAAAUCUGGCUGAAGAAGGGAAAGUUCCACAGAGGAAGGUCGGACAUAUUUACAGAGAAGGUUCCGGACAUUGAGAGUCCCGUGAAAGAUAUUGAGAUCGGCCAUGAUUGUAGUGGGGGUCCAAAACAAACGUGGAAUUUACAGGAAGUUCAUGUGUACUGCCCCAGAACCGGAAUAAAGCAAACAUUUCCCGUCUAUAAACUCCUCACACCGGAAAAUCCAAGUGUCACUGUGUCUGAGCAGAGAUCUGUAAGGAAGAACGUGAAAGAGGAUGAUUACCCCAUGCGUCGGAGCAGUACAAGCAGUAGCAGCAGUUCCUCAUCCUCUUCAUCAGAAUCUGGUCGUAAGGCAAAGAAAGAAGUUGCCCUGUCUGUUUCCGUGGAUACUAGGACUGAGAUGACAGAGUCGACAGAGAGGCCACCGUCCUCAGCUUCGUCCCACUCGAUUGAUGUGGACUCCCCACGACCUGAAACACCAUCUAGGAGAUCACCUUCACCAAGGCGACGAUCACCUUCCCCUCCUUCUCCUAGGAGACGAUCACCCUCUCCUCCGUCACCAAGGAGACGAUCCCGCUCCCCUUCUUCAUCUAGAAGCAGAUCACCUUCACCAAGAAGAAGAUCACCCUCCCCUCCAUCAACACGUCCCAAAUCACCCGAGCGAUCCCCAACGCCACCUCGUCGUGAGGAGUCGCCCUCACCUGUACUAUCUACUGUAGUAAAAGAUGAGCCUGUUAAAGCACAGCUAAUUAUUGAGAGGAGUAGCAGCACAACCUCAUUCUCCUCUGAAACUGAGACGGAAUCAGAAAUGCCGCAGAAAGAGGAUAGGAAAUUUAUAGGCAAGAAGGAAAAGGAAGUGGAGCCAAUUCCCGUCCCUGCUGUGUUCUCCUAUGAAACCCCGUUCCAACACAGCGAGAGCAAACAACUAGAGGUACGUCAGGGUAUCCAAGAGACACCUCGGUCAGCAACCAGUGGGUCGAGUUCAGACUCUAGCAGUGACUCAAGUGACAGUGAGACCGAGACUGAAACAACAAGAUCCCAACCUCCACCUGUCGUUGCAGCAAAGGUCAAGACGGAGGCACCUGUUGUUGUUCAGGCAACUCCAGCUGUAGAGAGAGCACCGAAAGUUGAACCAAAGUCGUCAGAAAGUGAAACAGAAACUCAGACUGAGACUGAGACAGAGACAGAGAGUGGCAAGCCUGGUGGUAAACCUAGCAUUGUCCCUAUCCUAUCUCUGUCCCCCAAACCAGCGGUCAAGGACACUCCAAGGUCAACCACCAGUGAUUCUUCGUCUGACAGCGAUACAGAGACCCAGACCGAGACUGACACAGACACCAAACGUAGUGUACCACAGCCCCCGAAACCUCCGUCACCAAUCGUGGCAACACCAGUCUCGCAAGAAAAGAGGAAAUCUGAUUCCAGCAGUAGCAGUAGUUCAGGAUCAGGUUCUGAAACAGAAACACAAACUGAGACUGAUACAGAGAAACAGGGUAGAAAACAGCCGAGUCCCCCUCCACAGCCCCGUAAAAGCCCACCUCCUGUUGCUGAGGUAAAAACUGAAAAAGUAAAGUCCUCAACAGAAUCCAGCAGUAGCUCGUCAGGCAGUGAUACCGAAACACAAACGGAGACCGAUACAGACAGGAAAGCAAGAGUGCCGUCACCCCCUCCAGCUCCGGUAACUGUUACUGCUGAGAAAAAGGAGGCACCGAAGAAAAGCUCAGAUGACACCUUUGUUAUUACCGUGGUAACCUCAGACAAACCCUCGGCUGAGACUGACGCUAACGUCUUUAUCGUAAUAAACGGCACAAAUAACAUUUCAAGUGACAAAUUUUGGUUAAGAAAUGGGAACUUUGGACGUGGUCAGAGACACAAAUUUUCUAAAAAGCUUUAUGGAAUUGACAGUCCUGUAAAGGACAUUGAGAUCGGACAUGACUGUAGCGGACAGAAACCGACAUGGCACCUACAGGAAGUUCAGGUGUACUGUGCCAGGACUGGCCUACAACAGAUCUUCCCCGUGUAUAGGUUGUUGUCCUCAGACAAGCCCAGCCUGGUCGUUAGUGAACAGCGAUCUGUCCAGAAAUUUAUCCAGAGUGAAAAUGAUUCUGACAGUGAUUCGGGAAGUGACGGUGACAGUGACUCUAGCAGUGACAGUGAGUCUGAACUGACAGAGGAUGACAAGAAAAAAUUAAAACAAGAGCCCGUAAAGCAAGACCUUCCUCCAAAAGCCAGCUUUCCUCUAACAGACAGUGAUGCCCCCCAUGUUGUCAGCGAGAGCGAUGGCAACAAGUUUAACGUGUUUGGCAGUGGGACCGACACAGACAACAUGCAUGGUGGUAAUGAUCCUGAUAGUGUGACAGCCGCAGGACCAAUCAAAUCUGCAUACCUGUUGAAAAUCGGUGUAAAACCGGGACAGCCACUAGAGGGCAGCAUACUGCCUAAAGUUGCCGGGGAAACAGACAUAGAACUAAGUGCUAUAGCCCUGACAACCGAACAGGUGAAGGAACUGGGUACCUACAUUGAGAAAUCAAAAAACAUCAAGUCCGUUUGUCUGAGGAAUUGUGGGAUUGAUGAUGACAAGUUUGACAAGAUAGUAGACAGUAUUGAAAGUACAGAAUCGGACAUUAAGAUGCUGAACUUGAACCUGAACAAGCUGGGAGACUCUGCUGCUGCUGAUAUAGCGGACAUGUUGGGCGAGAAAUCCUCUGUAGAGAUAUUACUUAUCCAUGGUAACCCACUAGGCGACAAGGGAGUGAAGAAUUUAGUUAUGGGCAUCCUCGACAUAGGCGAUAGUGAUGACGAUGACAAAGGCGAGGUCAAUCUACGAGAGCUGGACCUUGGCGACACCAACAUGGGGGACAGUGGCAUGAGUAGGGUCGCAAUCUUCCUGGAAAAGAACACCACUCUGAAAACACUGAAUCUCAAUGGCAACAAAGCUGUCACUGUGGAGGGAUGGCAGAGACUUGGAAAGGCUCUCAAGAAAAAUAAAACCCUACAUACACUGUCAUUAGAUUUCAACAAUAUUGGUGAUGAAGGAAUUGCUGCUGUUGUCGAGGGGCUCCGGACAAAUGUCACUCUGCAGACACUGGAGCUCGAGGAUGUUGGAAUCACCAAAAAGGGCGGGAAAAUGUUGAGAGACCUUGUAAAAGAUAAUCCAACUAUUUUAGAGGUCACCAUUUUUCCAGGAAAUGAUAUUCCUGACGAUAUCCGUGAUGAUAUUAAAACAUUCCUUGGUUUGAGUAACGAGGCUCACAAAAAGAGGCAGCAGAUGGCCUCAUAGAAUGACAAAAAAAUUAAACCCUGUUGCUAUGGUGAUGAACAUUUUACUUUUAGUAUUCUAGGCUAAUACAUUAGUGCCUUUUAGGGGUUGUAUAGUCGAUGACAUUUGAGAAAUUGAAUUCCUAACAUUCCUUUAUUUUAAACCUUGUUUACGUUUCAUUGUGUGCCAUUAGUCCAAGCUGUUAGUCAAGUUUAUCAUUUUUUUCCUUUUUUGUAACAAGUGAACAAAAUGUUAGGCUUAGACAAGAAAAGAAAAUUACUUUUAUUCAAUAUUGUUACCUUCAUACACAAGCUUAGCUGAUACUUAUGCAAAAACUGAAAUUGUGCUAGUUACAAUUUCAGGUCGAGAUCUUGAAUUUUUUUUUCUUUAUAUUUGUGAUUAUUGUGUUAUUCAUACUUAUAUAUAUAUAUGCAUCAAUUUUCCAAUUCUUCCGUCCGUGUACUUUAUAAACACAAACACUGAUAUUCAGGUAAGCCUCAUUAAUCUAGCCCCCUUGCUGGCUAAAUUGGCUAGAUUGUCAAAGAAUUAAAUACUGGGACACAAAGAGAUACAAAUCCCUCCCAAACAGUAAUGGGAUAGUGGGACAACUGGAUGAGUGGGGGUUACAAAGUGGGACAACUGGAUGAGUGGGGGUCGAAAAGUGGGACAACUGGAUGAGUGGGGGUUGAAAAGUGGGACAACUGGAUGAGUGGGAGUCGAAAAGUCGGACAACUGGAUGAGUGGGACAACUGUGUUACAUGACAAGCGAUGGUUGGGUUAACGAGGUUGGAGUGCAAAUUUACUUAGUUUGUAUUUUGAUUGUUGAUCUGUGAUAACUUUCCUACCACAAACAUUUAUGUGUAUACAAAUUAUAUCUUUUGAUAUACAAAUCAUUCUUUAAAUUUUAUAGCACUGUAUCAAGACUUGAUUCCCGGGAAAUAUCCGUCCUUUUUCUAUGUUUUAGUCUCUACAACUAAUAAUUCAUACAUUAUCAGCAAACUGAAAUUUUACUAGGAAAAUUUAUUUCAGAAUAAUGAAAUUGUUAUAAUAUACUUGUAUAUUGACAAAAUCAAAUGUAUAUAUUGUAUUGUACAUAGUUAUGUUUACCUAGCAUGGCCUUUGAGAUGUGAAACUGGAUUUUAGUCAUUUUUUAUCCCUUUUGUACAGUAAUAUAUACUGUGUUAUAAUUGACUUUAUUGGUGAAUACUGCCUGUCAGAUUUUUGUAAUUAAUGAUGUAAAUAGUUUGGAGGAGGGCUCACAUUAUAUUUUUGUCUUUGAUAUAUAUAUAGAGAAUGUGAGGAGGGUUAAUUACAGGUGGGAUUAUGUCUAGAUUGAUAAGGACCAAGUUUCUUGAGGUAUGUAAUAGAUUAGUACCAUAUUUAUCUGGCAAUAAGCCCAGGCCCGCCCUUAUCUAAAUGCCAACAAAGACUAUUUUAUUAUUCUGUAAUAAGCCCACCACCUUACUACACGUCCCAGAUUAUGUGUCGGUCUCCUGGGCCUCUUGCUGGAUAAAUAUGGUAAUAUCUUACUGAAGAGUGAAUGUAUGUAACAACCACUAUUAAGAUUUGAUAGAUAAAAUGUAGCGGACUUCAGCUUGGGAACUAUUUUUGACAUGUAUUAUGUAAUUUUGCCUGAUGUGUUGUAGCCUUAAUUACUUAGCUGUGUAUAAGUGCCGAGCGUUGUCGAGGAUUUUAGUAGUCAGAGACUGCUGUUUAAUUAUAUUCUACAAAAAAACAUGUGUUAAAGAAUACCCUAUUUUAUCUUUGGUCAGGUAAAAUAUUAACUCAUUCUUGAGCUCGUUCACCUUCAAUGCAUGAAGUGCUUAUUUUCAGAGGGAAACUUUCAAAUAUUGACAUUGUAUAUACAGCCUGUAAGGGCUGGGUAAAUCGCCCAGUAUGGACUAUCAAAAAUAUGGUAACAGAAUUUUAUAAAAUAAAAAAAUGUAUUUCUAAUACAAUGUAUAAGAAUUCAGAAAUUUGGUUCUUUAGAUCAUUACAUUUGAUAGGAUUUUGUUAUCAACAUGAAAGCUGCAUGAACUAAGAUAUGGGUUUAACAGGUUUUUUGUUGGUAUGAUAGAGGCGUUAAUUUAGACAAGCUUUUGUUUUAUUAACUUUGAUAGACUUUACCUAUAAAUAGGCUCUCAUCUAUACAUCUUAUUCAAUCAUCAUCAUAAAGCUUUAGUUAGAAAUACACACAGGAGCUUUACAGUGUUGCUGCCUUUCUCGUCACUUAGCUUGCAAGUGCUGCUGUAAUUAUACAUUAGCACUGAUAUCAAGGAGAAUGAGGUAGUUGAAUUGCCGGACACCGAUAUAUUUAUAAUUUGUAAUGUAUCUUUAAUCUUCAGUUUAAUACAGGAAGUCCCAACAUUUCUCCUUGGUGUAUUUAUAAUACAUUGUUAGUUAGGUUUAUUUCAUUUCUGAAUUAUUUUCAUUUAAAAUUAUUUUUUACUACAUGUAUUGGGAAAUUGUCAUUUGCAAAUGUGCUGUUAUUUUUUUACUUCUUUUAUCACUUUUUAUACAGUGCACAUUUAUUCAAACUCUGGACUUAUUCUCUCAACAACACCUGGAGGCAAGUUUCAGCGUUGCCUUAAGCAGUAGAUAUAUUUACUAAAGGUAAUAAUGCAGAUACUAAACUCCCACUGUGAUAAAAAGAUUGAAUUGCUCAAUUUAAUUGUUGUCAAGUAUCUUGUAUGACUCCUGAUCAACAAUGCAACUUAUUGCCACCCUGAUGAGGAUACAGGGAGAUAACUAUCACCAAGGGAGGUAACUGAAGAUAUUUACUCUAGAUUUUAAUGAAGUGAUAGCACCAUAGAAUAAUUAAGAAAUCCAAGUAUUCAAUUAUAUUUUCCCUGUUAAUGAGCAUCCAUCUGUGUAUUAGUUUAUAGCUAUAUUUAAGUCCAAAUCAAACUGUGAUAGAUACCCGUAAUAAUGUAUUUGUUGAAUGGCUUGCAUUGUUGUGUAAUGUAAAUCCACGUACGAUAAUGAUUUUUGUAAAACUGACUCCACACUUUGUCCUUUCAUUAGCAGAGCAGCACAAAAUUAUUUGAAAGAAUUUUAUUGUUUCAAAUUUUAAAUAUUCAUCAGAUAACUUCUUUUUGAACAUUAUUUCCAGCAAAAAAUAAUCCAAUACAUACAGAUUUUAUUUUGACAAGUCCACAACAAAAUUUUGUUUACUAUUACUUUGCAAAUUGCAUCAAGGCUAAACAAAUUAAGGAUAUGAUGGUUAUCUUGUGUGGAGUAAGUUUGACUAACACUGCGUCACUAGUGCUGUUUGGUGUGGUCUAACACUACAGUUAGAGUAGAACCUGCCAGGAUAACUUAGAUUACAUCGCCACAUUUCUCAAUAAAGCUGUAAUGUAGAAA